This is a messenger RNA of Syzygium oleosum, 2891 nucleotides long. RefSeq names its product transcription factor TCP2. Gene Ontology annotation, biological process: regulation of secondary shoot formation. Gene Ontology annotation, molecular function: DNA-binding transcription factor activity; sequence-specific DNA binding. The transcript has 4 exons. Bases 1074 to 2585 code for a protein of 503 amino acids. The record is from RefSeq and is a predicted model, not a curated record. Gene Ontology annotation, cellular component: nucleus. NCBI's taxonomy places the organism in Eukaryota, Viridiplantae, Streptophyta, Magnoliopsida, Myrtales, Myrtaceae.
UCCUCAAUCUCUCUCUCUCCUCAGUCCUCGUCAGUCCUCACUUCUUUAGGGCAUUCUUGAGCUCAUAACUCUCUCUCUCUCUCUGUCUCUCGCUCUCUCGCUGUGCAGAUAUUUUCUUCCUCCAGGACACUUUGGAUUUUCCUUUCGGUCUCAGCCAUCAAAGCCAAUCCCAUAGCCCCCCCACUUGAAAAGACAGAGACACCCGUCUUGUGCUGCCUCCUCCCUCUUCUUCUUCUUCUUCUUCUUCAUCACCCGCCAAAGCUUUGAGCUCAAGAAUUCUUGUUGUUGUUGUUGUUGGUGUUGAUGGUGAGGAUGAUGGUGGUGCCCGUCUGAGCUCAGAGGUCCGGCCAUGGCGGGUCAUGGAUAAGCAACGGAGUCCUCCUACGGUGGCUUCAACACCGUAACUAAUCCGGCUGUUCUUGGUGUCUGCCAUUUUUAGGGCCAGCCAGAGCUUCAACAAGAAAAGGGUCAUCUACAAAAGCUCAGAUCAACGGAGCCGUACAAGAAUUGACUGGCGUUUCGGCUUGCCCAUUGAGCUUUGAAUCUGUAAAAAGAGAAAGAGGAAAUUUUUGAAAGCUCCGGAUCAAGUGCUGAAGGCUGAGGCUCCCUUCUGAGACCAUCUCAGGCUUUGCUUUUGAAAGAGGCGCACACUGCAAAAAAAACUGCAAAAACAGUGAUAGAGAGAGAAGAGGAGAAGCUGCUCUAUUGUUAUUGACCUCUCUCUCUCUUCUCACACAUUCACACAGACAUCCCUGACUUGGACUUUGAUACAUCGAAGGCGUAAAACAGGCUCUUUUUAUCACUACACAGCCAAAGUACUCUCUGUAUUAUCGUCAUCAAUGCGUAGGACAUUGCAACCCCACCUGCACUCUCACCACCACCACCACCACCACACCCACCAAAAUCCCUCCUUUUCACUUCCAAGUUCAACCCACCACUUCUCUCUCUGAGACCCACUUCCUCAAAUUCAAACCCCUUCCUCCUCCUCUCUCUAGAACAAGCAUAAAUUCGACUAAGAAGCAAGAGGGUCUCAUCAAGUUCUCAGUCUUGCUGUUUUAAGGCAUGAAAGUGGCAUGGAGGUGGAGAAGAUCCAUACACAAGCCUGUAAAUUCCCAAGGGUAGGAAAUGGAACCAGCAGGAACAUCGAUUCGGCCAAGAUUGGGCCAAAAAUCGGUGACCACCAGUAUCCAGAUGACGAGGAAGAUGGGGGAAAGCACAAGCAUGCCAUGAGCAUCGCCGCCGUCGCUGCGGGUAUCGGGCCUGCCGGCAGCGGCACCAAUAGGCUCCAGGGUUGGCCCAACUCCCGGAUCAUUAGGGUUUCACGGUCCUCCGGUGGAAAGGACCGGCACAGCAAGGUCCUGACCUCGAAGGGCCUCAGGGACCGGAGGGUCCGCCUGUCCGUGGCCACUGCCAUCCAAUUUUAUGACAUCCAGGACCGGUUGGGCUAUGACCAGCCGAGCAAGGCGGUGGAGUGGCUUAUCAAGGCCGCAUCUGAGUCCAUUGCGGAGCUUCCUUCGCUCAAUGGCUCGUUCCCUGAAACGCCGCAGCAGUUCAGCGAUGAGAAGAGGGCUAGUGAUGGCGGCACGGAGCAGGAGCACGGGUUCAAUUCAGCUGAGGUUGAGCUGGACGGUGACUCAAAUUUCCAGCAACAGAACCAGAACCUCUCCUUGUCCAAAUCCGCUUGUAGCAGCAACUCCGAGAACAGCAAGGGUUCGGGUCUCUCUCUGUCCCAGUCGGAGCUCCGGGUUAAUCGCGUGCGGGCGCGUGAGAGAGCAAGGGAGAGGACUGCGAAGGAGAAGGAGACCAAUAAUCAAAACCUGAACCCAAUUUCUCAAAACUCUUCCUUCACUGAGCUCCUCGCUGGGGCUAUUAGCACUGGAAACAGCACCACCACCACCAACACCAAUACCACCACCGUUGCCGCCACCACCACAAGUAGUCCUUCUGGCAGCGGUGAGGCCAAUCUGUUCCACAAGGCGGCAGCGAGGCAGUGGAGCUCAAUGACUAUGGAGUACUUCACCAGUGGGCUAUUAGGUGCACAAUUCUCCAGGGGACAUCCUCACCACACGUCUGGUGGAUUUCCCGGGCAGAUUCAAAUGGGGAACAACACGAAUUCGCUGCCGCAAGCGAUGCAAGUUCCAGCCUUUACCAUCUCCACUGAAAGUGGUGGCGGGGGCAGCCACCACCAGGAGCUCCCGCAUUUCUCCUUCGUGCCUGACCACCUGAUCCCGGUGGCGGCAGCUGCUGGCACGUCACAGCCGGAAUACAAUCUGAACUUCAGCAUAUCUUCAAACUCUUCUUCUUCUGGCCUUGGCGGCUUCAAUAGGGGGACCCUUCAGUCCAAUUCAUCACCGUCUCUUUUGCCUCAUCACCUCCAGAGGUUCACUUCUCCCAUGGACGGUCCAAGCAUGCCAUUCCUGCUUGGCACGGCCAUGCCCGUCGCUGUUGAUACUAAUCACCACCACCACAGUGCCCAGUUCCAAUCUGGGAUCGAUGGCCGGUUGCAGCUCUGCUACAGCGACAGUACCCGACAUGCCGCGGCCACUGCCGCCAGCCACCACAAGGGCAAAACAAAGAACGGAUGAACUCCAUAAAGAUCCAGUCGUAUGCAAUCCAUCUUCUUACGGUUAAUGCAGUUGGAUGCAAUGGUAAAGAGAGUGAAGAUGUAGAUAUGGCGGCUACAAGCCACGAGCGGAUCGGAAUGCGACUUAUGUAUCUUGCAUCAUCUAUGAAUUUCUUGUUCGAGUAAUUUAUGUUUAGUUGCUUAUAUGUCAAUUUGGAAGUAAUUUCGGCUCGAGUCCGAGCAUUCGAUUUGUAUUAUCCCCACGUGCCAUUGUGUGCUUUCCUGGUUUUUCCCAGAGCGUGAAUUAAGAAUUUGAUUGUUGCUGUUC